UGCGAAAGUAAAUAUUUGUUAUCCGCCAUCGCCUGCGUGUGCGUACAAUUCAAGCUAAUAAUAUUGAUCUUCAGCAUACAGUUAUAAUAUCUACGACAAAAUAAUACCGAUUUACAUUUAAAAAUAUUAUUAUUAUUAUUAUUAUUAUUAUUAUUAUUAUUAUUAUUAUUAUUGUGGCUUGAAUUAUCGUAUAUAUGUUAUCGUGUUUGGGACCGUUUAAAAAAUGCAUAGCUGGACAAUGAUUAUCGUGCUGGUGGUAGUGUUCGGAUUCGCCGUAGAGUUUCGGCCGACGGACCAUUUCAUGACCGCGUACUUCACCGGUCCGCGAAUAAACAUCACCACGGCUCAGGUAAAUAAUAUAUUCGAAAAAUAGCUCAGAAAUCGUCAAAAUAUCUUGAAAGUUUUACCGCGUCUAGAAAUGGCUAGUACAAUAUUAUAAUAUUAUAAGUCGGUGAAAAUGUGCAAGGUCUCUCUAUACGAUUCUUAUUUUCAACCGAAUUACAAAAACAAAAUCGAAAUUUCCAUAAGUUUUCCCGUUUUUCCCUAUCAUUCAGAAAAUUGCAAACAAUUAUCUCCUCAAUGCGCCAACCGCGUGAAAAUAAUACGGAGACAUAACCCUGUAUGAUAUGAUCAUUGUAACAUUUUUAAAUCGAUUAUCAUUAUUAUUAACUCGGUUUGAAAUAAUCCUCAAUAAAGUACACACUUUACACAAUAGUUCAGCAUACCUUCUUAAAAUACUCAUUUGAUAAAAAAAUUCUAACAGCUGGUAUUCGUUUUAAUAUUAAAUAUCAAAUCGUCACAAGUAUUAUAGAUACAGUUGUUUUGUAAGAUGCAUGCCUCGAUAUUUAAUGGUUUCUAAAAAAGAAAAAUUGAAAAUAUAGGGUAUUACAUAGGGUAAUUUAGUUUAUAUCAGCGUAUUCAACGAUAAAUCAUCGCAAACGAAAAACGAUUCUGAGAAAUGUUCGAUUUAACAUAUUUUGUUGAUACAAUUAAAAAUUAAAAUCGGCAUUUAAACGAAUUUUUUCAUAAAAUUUUAACUUUACACAAGCUGAUAAAAAAAAUAAAAAUAUAUAUAUUUAUAUUAGUAGACGUACGAGUAUUUGGUGAAAAUAUAAAGUUUUUUUUUUUUUAACCGUGUUAACUAGACAUUAUUUUUCAUUUUAACUUUUAACUAACGGGUUAAAUUAAUUUUUUGGUCACUUUGGAGAUUUUUUGGUAAAUUAUUAACUCGACUUUAUAAAAAGGUACCUACGAAUUAUUUAAUUUCAAAUGUUUAAAUAACUAUACAUUACAAUACAAUGCAGUUGUAUUAGUAUUAAACGGAACUAUAUUUAUUUAAUUCGUAUUUAAACGAAUACCUAUAUAAAUAGUUAUUUAAUCAAUAAUAUUGUUAACCCCAUUAGCCAAACACUUAUAUUAUUUAUUAAUUAUUGUUUUUGUAUACAUACCUAAAUAAUCAAUAUAGGUGACCGAUGAAUUACCACAUCUUGAAGACUAUUCCAGUAUUUUGGCUUUUUUGGUAAUAAUGAUAAUCACGGAUUACUAUUUACUUUAUAAACCGGUUAUGUUGUUCAACGUCUUUUGCGGAAUUCUCGUCUACGGCAAUCUCGUAAUGUUACCCAAUUUUCUUCGAUUAAAAGUAAGUAUUAUUGCGUAUCUGUACCUACGCAUUCAUAGAGUAAAUAAAUACGUUGUUAAUGAACUGCUAUAGAUAGGUUUAUAGUUUUUAACAAUAUAAAAUUGUCGUCGCAUCGAACAUUUUUUAUUUCUUUUAUUUAUACAGAUGGCCAAGCUAUGCGUGGCGUUUUUUAAAUCCUACGAGACCGUAUACUUCAGUUAUUUAUUCGCCAAAGUACAUGAUAAGAGAUUUUAUCAGGCAACAUCAGGUUUGGCCAGGACUGCCAUGUUGUUGGGCAAAUUUUGCUCGUCCGUGUUCGCCCAAACGUUAGUGUUUAAUUACGGAAAAUCGUACGCUAAAAAUUUACCUUGUUACACAUUGGGCAGUAAGUAAAAUACUAUACUAUAAAAUAAAAAUAAAAUAAAAUACUAUAAAAAUCAUUUAUAUAAUAUAUGAAUUUACUUCAAACGAUAUUUAGCAUUUCUGCAAAUUGAGUUUAUACAAACUCUUCUCUGGUAAAAUUAAUUAUUAGUUGCGCUAAUAUAAAUUAUUAAAAACCAAUAUCAAUUAAUGCAUUUUUACAAAAACAUAAUGUUAAAUCAAAAUUCGUAAUAACUCUGCACUCGUAUUCGUCAGUUAAUUAUAUCCAUAUAGAACUAAGCACCCAAGUGUACCUUUUACUAAAUUAUAGAUAACGUCAAAAGUAUAGACAUCUAAAGUUAUGUACUCUAAAAUCCUCAAAAAAAAAAAAUCAAUUCUUUUACAAACUUUUACUUUUUUUUAAAAUAAAACUCAAAGAAAAUAACGAUUCAUUACGACUUGAUUAAUAUUCUAUAUUUUAUAAUAAAUAAUAACAUUUAAUAAUGAGUACAAAAAUAACAAUUCUAGGCGUGAUUUUUGCAUUUGUUUGGGCGUCUUUUUUGCCGUCAGUAAGACAAAUUAAUUCCAACGACGAUGUUCUCGGAGAACUCGUGACGCAAAAUAACAACGGACAACCACAAUCAGAGGUAAAAACGAUUGAAAUGUAAUAUUAAAUCGAGUUUAUUAUUCGUAUAAGAGAAUAUAUUAUAUUUCCGAGUUAAUAUACUUAAUAUAUAUUAAUUAUAUAUAUGCCUCAAUAAAUAUUAUUUUUGAACUUAAAAUAUUGUAUAACGUAUUUAUUUAAUUUGUUAAGUAUAAUAUUUUAGAACAAAAUCGUUCAAUGUAAUACGUCUUGCGAAACAAUUCUAAUUCGAAUGUGGAAAGAUUUAAACGAAUCCUAUAGAAAUCCCAUUGUUUUAAAAUGGUCCGUUUGGUAUUGUUUGGCCCUGGUUGGCUAUAAAACAGUAAGUCGUCAUCAAGGGGUGUCUAUACGUUAUCAAUGUGCAAUCUAUACAAAUCUGUUUAUUAUUAUUUUAUUAUACAGAUAAAUAUGUCAUUCGUAACUCGUGGGUCGGAAAAAAACGAACAAAUGAAUGGAGUAGUUGAAUGUCUGACAACAUUAAUUGGUAAAUUACAUUACGUCUUGAAUUUAAAUUAACAAACUACCCAUAAAGUUAUCGGUUUAUAAUAAAAACGUUGGUUGAUCUACAAUAGUGUAUUACGUCAUAAAAUCGCUCCUAUACUAUACGCUUUUAAAAACGUUUAAACCGUCCAACACACGAGUAUUCUAACCUACCUAUUAAUAUGUUAUAAUUUUUAUUGAAUUUAUAAAACGACGUUGUAAAUUUAUAAUAUACUAUUACAACUAUUGAAUUACAGGCGCAGUCAUCUCUUACAAAAUUGGCGUCAAACGAGUAAAUUGGAAAUUAAAAAGUAACGCAUUCAUAGGAGCCGGUUCGUUGAUUCUCGGAGUGUGUGUGACGUUUUGUUAUUUUCACCAACAAAUAUUAUCCAUUCAGCUGUCAUACGUAUUAUUCGGAACGAUAAUCCAGGCUAUGUUUGUAGUAUCCUUGUAAGUAAAAGUGUUAUAAGUCCUUGUAAGUAGAAGGUAUUGCAUACAAAUCAUCAUAUAAAUAUUAUAAUCGUACAAAUAAAUAUUGUUGUGCAAGCAAUUGGAUUCAGCUGUAUUCAAUCUGGUCUAGUUAAUUUAUACAUAUGGGUGUACAAUUUGUAUGAUGGUUAAUUUUUCGAUUCCAUAUUACCUAUGUAAAAUAUUACACGAGAUCUCUUUAGUCACCACUUUUUUUAUUUACCUCUUCGUCUUUAACACACGCAAGCGGGGUUGACUUUUAAUUUUUGCCCUCCAUGUCUCCCUGAAACGUACGUUUACCAUUUCUUUGUCUGUAUCGUCUAAAUCGUUUCUAGAUUAGGUGCAGAUGAACACUAAAACUUUUGAAUAAUGAGUGAAGAAAAAUAACUUAAUAUAAUAUUCGAUGAAAUACUUGUAUUUACUAUAUAAGUUCGUAAUUGAUGAAAAAGAUUCUUCAUAUCAUAUUUAUUUGAUUUAAAUUUUUCAGUAUUGAUCGCUUAAAAAAUUGUUACUUUGUUUUUUUAUACUUUCAAAAACUGUUUGAAUAUUGACCGACAUUAAUUUUGACCAUUGGGUCAUGGGCUGCUAAAUACUGCAAAUUAUUUCGAAAUAUGUAAUACGAUGCAUAUAUGUAUAUACAAUUUACCUUUAUAAUUAAACAUCAUACAUUAUACAAUUAUACAUAUAUUUUUAAUCUAAUAGGUCAGAAACAGCGAGACACCUGAAAAACAAAUGUUACGCACUCGUAUUGUGUUUCAAUUCGUUGCUAUCCUUAAUACUACUAUUGUGUUACAAAGAAUUUUUUAUUUAUAGCAAAAUAUUUCAUAUCGAUGUAUCCAAACAGGUACGAAUUUAAGAUAAUUAAUUUAACAAUAAAUAUAAUAUUCUUUAAUUUAUUACAAGACUUAUAAGUUCUAAGUCUUGUAAAUAUUACUUUUAAUUAAUAAAGUAUAUAUUUUGUACAUACUUAUUUGUUAUUUAUUUGGAUUGAAAAAAUUGUUUUAAGAGAGAAGAAACCGAUAGUGUUUACGAAUUUUGUUUAUAUUAUAAUAUUGUACUUUAAUUUAUGAUAUAUUUUCAGAUUUUAUUAUUCGGUAGUUUAUACAUCAUAGUCGGAACAUUUUACUUGAUACCUUGUGUCAUAGCGUUUAACAGAAGACUGAAAAACAAAUGUCCCGUCUACCAAGUUACUGAAUAGUCAACAUUGAACUAUAGACUAAAUUUUUGGUCCCGCGGAAGGAGCUUAAGUAAAUUUUGUAUAUUUUUCAAUACAGGCAAAUAAAAUGUUUAGAAAUUACUAAUUGACAUAAUAGCAUAAUUGCUAAACGGCUGAAAAAUUAAAUGGCUUAACCUAAUUAAUAGUAUUCUAAAUUAAGCUUAAGACUUAAAUCACAUAAUUAUAUGACAUAAGGCUUUUUUCACCAAACAAAACGUGUAUCAUAGUGGCUUAAGAUACAUGUUUUAAAUUUCAAUAUAACAUGUGUCAGAAAUACAUAUACACUUAUGUAAUUAAAACCAAAAAAUGAAGGAAAACAAAUUACACAAGACGACAAUUAUUUAAAAAAAAUGCCAAUACUUAAAUUAAUUGAUCAAUAGUCAAUACUUCAGUUCUUUUUCCCUGGGACCAAAGAUGUAUAUAUAUAAUCAAUUAUUAUAUAACAUUUUUUGUAAGAUCAGCAUGUUUAAAAUAUAAUUUAAUGAAAACUUAAUGAACUAAAUCAUUAGGUAUUCCAAAAUACAAUCUGAUCUCACGCGUCAAAUAUACUGCAAGAUAAAAUAUACAUUUUUUUAUAAGAAAGAUAUUAAAGAAAAUAAAAUGAUAGUUUAUAUACUAGUUGAUAUAUGUGAAUUAAUAUUUAAUAUGUAUAAUAUAGUAAUAGAAUGAAUAAUAAGAAAUCAUUUUUAUUUAUUUCUUUGAUAUUACGA
Messenger RNA from Cinara cedri, 5495 nucleotides. The record is from the annotation of a GenBank genome assembly. Lineage: Eukaryota; Metazoa; Arthropoda; Insecta; Hemiptera; Aphididae.